This is a messenger RNA of Gasterosteus aculeatus aculeatus (three-spined stickleback), 4324 nucleotides long. The record is from RefSeq and is a predicted model, not a curated record. Lineage: Eukaryota; Metazoa; Chordata; Actinopteri; Perciformes; Gasterosteidae.
CCGUCCGGAGGUUGUCAAAGUACCUCCGCGGACCCCCUGGGGAUCGCGGACCCCCUGUUGAAGACCUAUGGUUUAUGGUAUUGUGGAAUCAUUAAAGGUAUCAUUUUGAGUUUAGAUUCUUCAUGUUUUGCCUCUGCUUAGUGCUGUUUAUAUCUACUGCCCUCUGCUGCACAGUCUGGAUUUCAGUGUCGUGCAGAAACCUGGUGUGUUCUUUAGGAUUAUUGGAAAUGCCUUUCUAAGGUUGGGAAAUCUGUUUGGACUUAAAGAAAAACAGUGUGAACUGUCGGAUUCACAUAAAUAAAGCAAACCAGCACACACUGUUGUGUUUAUGCAGAACACACACAGUCAUCAGUAUUGUUGUGGAGCGUCAUUGUUUGUGUUGUAUUGUGUUGUGAUGUUCUGUUCUGUUCAUGUUUGUGUGAUUUUAACCGUUUUUUGUUCAUUUGAUUGGUGUAAGCAUGUUGUCAGAAGAAAGUCAAUAAAUGGAUGCAUCAUAAUCUUCCACUUGUAUCAACCACUCUGUCACCUGCCUGUCCACAUGGAUGGAUUACUGAAUGGGUUUACCAAGUAGGGACCCGAAGGGAGGGGCCCUAACUGAAAAAAGAGUGUAAAACACCACACACAAUGUAAAAACGCCCCAAAAACCUGCAAAACAAUCAGAGAGAUGCAAAUCAAUCCCAGAUAUGCAGAAUUACUCAAAUGAAGUGUGGAGUGAAAAGAGUGAAAGUCAACUCUCAGCAGUAGAUUGUAUGUGUUGUUUCUAUGCAGACAGGGCGGGCGGCCUCUUAUAUGCUGGUGCCCGCGCCCCCCCCACUCAUAAUCCAUCCAUGCCUGUGGAAUAUUGUAAUGUAUUAUCUUCACUUGUCAUCUGUUUCUUGGACUAAUAUCAUGCCUUCCGUUGGCACACACUCGGCACACAAUCCCUCUCUCUCUCUCUCUGUCUCUCCUGAUCCCCUUUUCCUGAACACUUGGUGACUUUCAUCGCCGCUCCGACCAUCCCCGACAGUAGUGGAAGGAAUGGUAGGACUAUCUGGACAAAGAUAUCCCACUUGUACUGUAUUGUGUUGACCGCUGUAGUUUCCAUCCAUCUCAUGCUGCCCUGCCAUAGAUGUACAGUGGUAUGAACUCCAUAGUCUCUCAUUAAUCAAGGUUUGCUCAUUCACUUGUUUACUAAUCCUUUUAAGUUCGCAUUGUUCCAUUUACCUCACAAUCAUCAGUACAGAAUAUUUAGCUUGUAGUGUUUGUAAAUAAUUAGAUUCUGUGUGUUAAAAUGCACGCGUGCGGCUUCAGAGAAUGAGCAGUGAAGCCACAUCGCAGUGGGUUUCACUUUGUCCCCGUCUCGUCCCAACGAUGUCGCUGUCUCCACUUGACUAAAUCAGUAGGACCCUUCACUCUCAAAGUGAAGAUGAUGAUGAUGAUGAUGAUGGAAGAAUGCCUGUCAGAGCCUGGCCCAGCCAGUCCAGCCUGCCCUAUUCAGAUUACAGCCAGUCAGACCAGUGCGGUGGUCAACGACCGCCUUCAGGAGCUGGUCCGCAUGUUUAAGGAGAGAACAGAGAAGGUGAAGGAGAAACUCAUUGACCCCGACAGCUCAGACGAAGACAGCAUCAUCCCCUACCUAAUGUACGUGCUGUGGAUGCUUUUGGUUUCUCUGGCGUGGAACUGGAACGCGUGGUUCAUCCCGGUGCGCUGCUCUUUCCCCUACCAAACCCCAGACAACAUUUACUACUGGCUGCUGACCGACUACCUGUGCGACCUCAUUUACAUCCUGGACAUCACCGUCUUCCAGCCGCGCCUACAGUUUGUUCGCGGAGGUGACAUAGUGUAUGAGAAAAAAGACAUGAGAAAGAAUUGCAUGACAACCAGGCGAUUCAAAUUUGAUGUUGCCAGUCUUGUUCCCCUGGAGCUCUUCUAUUUUAUAACUGGCAUCAACCCUCUCCUUCGCUUGCCCAGGCUGCUCAAGAUCAACUCCUCCUUUGAGUUCAAUGAGCGUUUAGAGGCCAUCUUGACCAAAGCCUACAUCUACAGAGUGAUCUGCACCACCACCUAUCUCCUUUACUGUCUCCACUGUAAUGCCUGUCUCUACUACUGGAGCUUUGCCUUCACAGUAAUAGGCUCCACCAUAUGGGUGUACAAUGGCAAAGGCAACAGUUACAUUCGCUGUUACUACUUUGCGAUGAAGACCCUGAUCACCAUCGGUGGUCUGCCGGACCCCACCACCCUGUUUGAGAUCAUCUUCCAACUCAUCAACUACUUUGUUGGAGUCUUUGCCCUAUCAUGAUUGGACAGUUUGCUUGCGGUAGGCGGCGGUAACAGGCGAACAGCAAAUGUAAUCGCACACGGAUUUGCCAACCUCUUCAUCCUCGACAAGAAAGACCUGAAUGAGAUCCUGGUCCACUACCCCCAGUCCAAGAAACUGCUCCGCAAGAAGGCCAGGAAGAUGCUCAACAAGGGAAAGAAACCUGAACCCAAAGAAGAGGCGAACCCCGCUCACGUCGGCAGCCCCUCUCAGACCAGAAACUCCCAAACUGCUGAGAGCAGCCUUGGAGAUGGCAGAGAAAUCCUCUGGACUGAAAGGAGCUCUGUCUAAAUUCAAAGAGAAGUACAGCAAGUCCAGCGUCUCCCUACAGCCCUCCCUCUCCUCCUCCCUGCCUCCUCCGUCCCCCACCUUCAGUUCCGGAUCCGACCGAGACGUGGACUCGCCAUCGGCCGUCUCCACCUGAUCUGCAGUGCUCCCCGCCUCCCAUCGCCCCGACAACGGCAACUCCGCUGUGCCUCCCUCUGCAUCCAGGGGCCGCGGUGACGCAGACCAGGAGCGUGAUGUGGACCGAAGAGAGGCGGGCGUCGGCGAGGUCGAAGGGAGCGAGGGUGGAAAGAGGAAAGAAAAGAAGUUGUGAUAGUUCAUUAGAGGAUAAGGACAAAAGAUCUUUAAGGAGAAGGGAAAUCGGAGGGAUCACUGGGAAAUGAAGAAAUGCUCUUUUUGAAAGGAAUGUGGAAGAAUAAACUACGGAAGGGAAGGCCGGCUAUAAAGUGGCAGAAUUUUGGAGCGCAGAAGUGACGAGGUGUUACUGAUGAACACGUACAAAACUGCUAUACCUGAUCUGCAAGUGGGCGUUUUGUAGGACAGCAUCAUUGCAAAAAUAUAAAGGCAGUACUGUAAUCCACACUGACCGAUGUCCACUAACCAAAUAUCACUACCAUGACAUUAGCUGUUGUAGGAUGAGCUGAGUUAACCAUUAGACUAAAUAUAGUUAAAAAGCAAGAUAAAAGCAAGCCAUUCAACUCUCCACUAUUCAACCACAUCAUCAUCUACACCGAGGUGGCAAUGUCAGGCCAUAACUGUGAACUUGGACGAGUCCUUUCAACGGAACCGAACUUCUUAUCUUUCCAAAUCACACCAAAAGGUUUUUGCUGUUGUUGUCUGCUGACUGUAGGUUUCUUUUGUAACUUGAAUUAACAAUUUGCCUUACACGUUGUGUAAUUUAGGGUGUGAGUAGUUUGCAGUGCUGAUGUAUUUAAAAGUGGUUCUGAAGAACAACACCAACCUAGAAAACCUGUUUUUAAUGUUAAUGUUUAAUGUAAUAAAAUGAUCUUCUGUACUCCAUCAUGAGAAAUGUUACCAAAAAUGUUGACAUUGUCAGGUCAUUGUAACGUCAUCCUAGAUUAUUCUGCAUGGAUUUCCAGGCUCUCUUUGGCAAUGAUAGCUUUAUGAAUUGCGAGUUAAAACAUCACCUUUUUAACUGAUUUAACAUGCUAAUCUAAGCAGUAUAUAUUAUAUACAUAUUAAUAAUCAAUCAUGUAAAUAUAUAGCCAUCAACACAUGUAAUAGUAUUGAUUUACAUAUUUUAUAACUAAAGUCAACAUUUUAAUUUUCAUGUUUUCUUAUGUACAGUAAUGUAAAUACAUUUAUAUUUUGAAAGUUAGAUGAAUUUCACUCUCCUGUUCUUGUAAGAUCACUUUCCUGCUUGUAGUGCUGUGACAUGUACAUACUGUACAUUCUAAUAGUGCUUAAUAUAUAACGUGUGCUGUAAAAUGUUAUAGUUAUAUGUUAUAAUGUUACAGACACAGCAUGAUGUUUUUCUAUAGAUGGUUUUAUCGAUACAGCCUCUGAAAAAGGGCUAGCCACACUGCCAGACCAUCUAUAGAGAAGAUUUGCAAUGUUUUUCUCCUUUAUGGUUAUAUGUUUGUGUGUGUGUUUGUGUGUCUGUGUAUAUGUGUUAGUGUGUGGUGAGAGGGGAGGGAUUUUAGCAUAAUGAACACAAUGAAUGUGUAUGUAAUAUAGGGCCCUUAAAACUUGUGAGUGAAUAAAUUAUCUGUAUCAGCAUAA